Messenger RNA from Aphanomyces invadans, 2166 nucleotides. RefSeq lists its product as hypothetical. Bases 267 to 1991 code for a protein of 574 amino acids. NCBI's taxonomy places the organism in Eukaryota, Oomycota, Saprolegniomycetes, Saprolegniales, Verrucalvaceae. The record is from RefSeq and is a predicted model, not a curated record. The transcript is spliced from 2 exons.
CGGCGGAAAAAUUCCCCUCGCAACCGAUCAAAUCUCACGCACAGAUGGCACCCGGCGGCGACACCGUGGAUCAGUCCAAGAUACACAAUGAACGGGUGAGAUGAGCGGCCGCGGAGCCUCUUCUGUCGACUUCCUUCAUCGUGACGUCCUCGUAGCUGCGCCUCAAGAUCCAACCGCAACCUCCCAAGUUCCCCUUCCAGUCCCAUCCGUUCGAGAUCACGGUUUACCUCGUCGACGAGUCGGACAACCUGAAGACAGGCAUCGUGAUGGGGCUUCAAGUGGAUCUCCUCGUGGGGGACAAACCGACUUCGAGCUCCAAACCGCUCGUCACGAUCGAUCCAUCGACGAAACCCAUCAUCAACGGCGAUGGCAUGUGCUGCUUGAAACUCGCGAUCGAGGAGACGUCGAUGACUCACGGAAACAAGAAGUUCCAGUUCCUUUUAACCCCGAUCGGGAACGACUACGAGGUCGCCCCAGUCAUGUCGACCGACAUGACGUGCAUCCGUCAUCGCCUUGUGAUCCAAGAAGAACUCCCUGAACUUUGGUACAAGGAUGAAGGCGGUCGCGACAAAUGCAUGCCGUUGCCCGUGCUCCUCGUCGACGCAACGAACCAACCAGUCGGGCACCGCGCCGUGCCUCUUCGCGUGACGCUCCUGUACGAAAACGAGCAUGCCGUGUUAAAACAAGACAUUCUCAAGCUAUCUCCGGACUCGCAGCGCGUGAUCGACAACAACGGGAUGGCACUGCUCAAGCUCCGUAUCGAAGACGUCAGCAAGAAUCACCAAGGCCAGGCGUUUCGGCUCAAGGUCGAGCCGGACACGGCGCAAUCUCCACUGCACUUCGACGUCGCGCCGGACUGGAGUACGCCGAUUUCAGUCCGAUCCAAACGAAACAAGCGACGCAAUGGCGGUGGGACGUCGUCGACUUCGCAUCAUCCUUUGAUCGAUCCGUUGGAGUCGCCGCGAGGUGGCGAACACGGCCACCACCCCGGCACGACGGCGUUCGACAUGGACUCGCGUCCAUCCAAGCGCAGUGCGAACGGAAUGAUGCCAUCUUCGUCGCCGACGUCCCAUGGAGGCGCGCCGUCGACAUUGCAUCCGUCCAUGGAAAGUAUCCUCCGAUGGACAACAUCCGUGAUCCACGGGUUCCAGCAACUCGAGUGGCAGCCGAUUGGGUACGAAAUGCGGCUGGACGGGAGCCAGGACAAGGACCGUCCCAUCUUCCGGUGCCCAGCAUGUUGGCGGUACAAGGACACGAUGACAAUGGACUCGCAGCAACAUGAAAGCAAGUGCCUCAUCGCGAACGUCCUCCUCACAUAUGCGUCGGACACGGUCGGCCACUUGGACGCGCUGCUCAAGUUGACCGAAAAAUUCGCGUCGCCGCCACAGCAGUCCAACUCUGCCCAGGCUGUGCCACCGUCGACACAGUCCUCGUCGAUGGGACCACCGCCAUUGACACGUGGCAUCACCGACAUGGUGAACAGCUUGGACGUGCCACCGUCGCUCUUCCGUGGCUCAUCUGGCGGUCUCUCAGAGUUCAUGAUGGGCGAUUCCCACGCAAGUGUGGGAGGGUACACGACGUCACCAGAGAUCACACAAGCCAUUGAACGGCAGGUUUUCUGUGUGUUGGCGCGCACAUACGUCGUCGAGUCGUCCAACCGCCCGGUUGGAUUGCCUGCCUUUGAUCGUGCGCUCAACCUGCUGGGGUUCUAUGAGGAAGCGCUGAACGGUGUGACCCAGAUUAACUUUGUCCCGAUGAACGACGUCCCAGGCCUGACAUCCCCAGACGUGAACCAGUGCCGACAAAACGUGUUUGGCGAGAUGAAGGACCCCAACACCAAGAUCCUUUUCCAGGUCGACCGGUUCAACAGCCUCGCCGAGAUGAAGGAGAAAGUCUUCUUCUACGUGUGGGAGAACAAGGCCCAACCCCAGCAGCAGCAUCCACAACAACAGUCCAAUCAUCAGUCUUCGCGGGGUCAUUGGGCGGUCUAACGCAUCGAUCUAGUGGAAUCCGUACCCCUGCCGCCGCGGGUCGCGUCGAUCCAGUGCGCCACAUCGCGUGGCGGCCGACAUCGAAUUACGUGUGUGUUGCAUCGACCAAUCAGGUCGUGGGAAGGUCGACACCAUAUUUUUAUACAAGUAUAUCAACUUCCUUACAAAUGCCAAG